AUGGUUGAUCUUGAAAAAUAUAAAGGCAAUAUAAAUUUACCAGAACGAUUGCAAUCUCCUGAUCUCAAAAAUGAUAAAAAUGAAAAAGUAGAAGGACCUGUAAUUAUUAAUAUGCAAAAAGCUUUCUACGAUUUAAAAAUUAAUGAUAUAAAUAAUAGAAUUCAGAGGCUCAAAGAGGAUAUGUAUAAUCGUCUCCUUGACUCAGCUGGAAUUUUUCAAAUGGAAGUUUCUAAGUGUAUACAAGAACCUAUACAUAAACUUAUGAGAGAAAAUAUUAUAUUGAAUAAUUAUUUAACCGAAAUUAUGAAUGAAAGUCUUACUGAAAAAGAAGUAUUUGCAAACUCCAAAUCUAUGAAGAAAGAGCUUCUUCAAAAACAUAAAUUUAAUUAUUUAGGCACCAGAUAUAAUAUAAAAAUUUCUAAAAUUCAAAAUCAUCUUUUAAAAUCCUUAAAAGAGGUGCAUGCAGAUACAGAAAGACAUUUAAUUAAUUUCAAGCUUUUAAGUCAAAAUCUACAGAAAGAUUUGGUUAAUAAAGAUCAUGUAGAAGAACAAAUGAAUAUUUCUGAGGCACAUAUGAAACAAUUGGAAAUAAUGUUGUACAGAGAGAGAAUAGAAAUUACUACCUCAAAUUAUAUACGGAAAAGGAUACAAUGUAAAAUUAAAAAAUGUAGGGAAACACUUUAUGAUGUCAAAUAUGCUGUAAUAUGCGCACUACAGAUGAGAGAUAGUGACUCUAAGUUUGCACAAAUGGAUAAAAAAUGUUUGUUGCUACAUUUACAAAAUAUUAUCACAGAAGGUCAAGCCUAUAUGUCAAAUAUUACAAUUACAUCGAUGGAAUCUAUACCGCAGUCAAGUAAUGUGUAUUUUUAUGGAGAUCUUGGAUUUGAUCCGACACCUGUUGAGUUAAGAAAACCAAUUGAGAUAAUAGAAAAGGAAAUACUUCCACCUAUCACCUCAGAAGUUUUUAGUAUAGAAGAACAACUAGAAAAAGAACCAAAAAAAGAUUUUAUAGAAGAUGAAAGUUUAGCUGUGUUUGAGGAACCAUCAGAGAAAGAAUUUAUUGAAUCUAAAUAUUCAAGUGUAGAGGAUUCAAUUCCUGAAGAAUUUGAAGCAACAGAAAUUGACAAUGAUGAAUUUUAAUGAUUGAAAAUAAUAGAGAUUUAAUAUAAAAUAUAUAUUAUCAUAUAAAUACAUGAUAAAAUAAAUUUAUAUUGAGAUCACUGCUCAGAAAGUUAUAUAUAUAUAUAAUAAAGUUUAAACGUUUUUUUAUAAUAUCAAUAAUCAUAAUGUGAAUAUAAGAAUUUAUUUUUAUAUGAGAGAAUUUAAUGAUAUGUUAUAAUAAAAUAUUAUACAAG
This is a messenger RNA of Vespula vulgaris, 1355 nucleotides long. RefSeq lists its product as uncharacterized. Bases 1 to 1140 code for a protein of 379 amino acids. NCBI's taxonomy places the organism in Eukaryota, Metazoa, Arthropoda, Insecta, Hymenoptera, Vespidae. The record is from RefSeq and is a predicted model, not a curated record. The transcript has 6 exons.